CCCCAGAACACUUUAUACAUUCACUUUAUCCCUCAUCUCGCCUUCUCUAUCAAUCAACUUAUCAGAACACAUUCCCCCAAUCUUUACCAUCAAACUCAAAUCCUCUACAAGGAAAUUUUUGAGCUAAAACACUCACUCGGAUUACAACACUCACUUCCCAUAACAGUCACUAACACCCACCCGGUUUACAACACCCACUUCCCAUAACACUCACUAAACACCAAAGACAAACACCAAGACACCAUGGUCGAAUCAAAUAUCACGCGCGCAACAUCCAAGAAGAUCAAAGAAUCCACCGGCGCCAGCGGUAAUAGAGAUAAGUUAGAAGACAUUGCCAUCACGAACGCGUUGAUCCCAUCGGACGGGCAAGCAGAUAGUGUUCGAGCCCAAGAGAGCAUAGCCAAACAAGCCCACGGCGGACCCGGACAAGCCCAUAGUGGCACAAGCCAAGCCCAUACUGGCAUCAGUCACGCCCAAAGCGGCAUUGGUCAAGCCCACAGUGGCAAUGUUCAUGAACACUCUAACGAUGAAAUACGAGCAGGUGACGUUCUGUACUCCUCGAUAGCAGACAUCAGCAAAUCACGCAGAGAUCGAGCCCAUGCGGCAAUGCAUAUACCGAUCCCUUUAGACAAGAAUCACAGCGAGACACGCAAUGACCGAGCCCAAGUGGCAGUAAACGUACCGGGAGAAGCGGAAGAGAUAGUCGUAGACAGAUCCCCAGCAAUAAUUUCAUCAUCUGUAUCAUCGACCUUGAUGAACGAGCGUCAGGAAAUGUGGAAUCGCGCGACCGCCGCCCAAGACGCAGGCGAUACCGCCCUUGCUGAGAUGCUGUUUAAAGCCAUUGGAGCAAUCACCUCGCAACGCUUCACGGUGCAAGAGACACCCAGAGCGAGCAACGUCGCAGAGCCGUUUGCAGUUCCGAAGUACAGCGGUUUGACCGGUGUCACAUACCACCCUCCUCAAUUGAUCCAACAUGCAGAUACAUCGUCCCACUCAGCUGCAAAAAAGUUCUUCCUGACCGAAGGAGACCUCGUUUACGCUAUCGGGUCGGUCACAAACCACAAUAGCGUCGGUUUCGCCCCUUUCCUAGAUGAAAACAUCAGGAAGCUGAGAUCACCGUUACCGUUGACCAUUUUCAACCGCAAAUGGCAACAACGAGCGAUGGCCCACCAUUUAGACAGACGCCAGAGAUCAGACGAAUCUUCGAACGACAAAGAUAAGUCGGGUGGCUAUAAAGGAUUCGCGUUUAUCCAAGAAUGGACCCAGACAUACGCGCAAUGGACUCGAAACCACCGAGCAUUCCGCAAGACUUUACACGACGUGUACAAGAUCAUAGAAUUCUCCAAGUUGCUUGGGACCCACAAGAACAACUGCGAUGAUAUAACAGAAGAGUUCGGGUUCAUGGUAGCUUUCAGAUACGACAUGGAAGUUCGCAACAACACUUUCUCACAUCGGAUCACGGACGAAGACGUCAAGAACGCCAUCCCAGACAUUUCUCAACGUAAGGAGUCCGUCGUAGAGCAAUGCUACAAUCAAUGUAGAAAUUUCGGAGAAUUAGACUGGGAAGAAAACCUCUACGCCCCAGGACUCUCCCACGCAAACUACGACCCCCUCACAGGGUGCCUAAGACAGCAACGCCAGGCGCAAUUCCCCACCAACAAUCAUAUGAUAAAUAACCCGUACAUGCAACAACAUCAUAUGCAGAACAAUUUCUUUAACCAGAACUACAACAGCAACUAUCAACAAAGAAACCAUAACGGCAAUGGUGGGGGGCCGAAUGGGGGAGGACAGUUUUAUAAUCAAGGCUACAGCAAGCAAGGCAACCCCGAAGGAAAUAAACGCCCACGUGGCGGUUACCGAGGGUCCAAUUUCUCUGAGAACCCACAAGGCAAAUCAGACGGGCAUAGGAGGAAUAACCCGAAUUGGCCUAUUCGCGCCUCAUGUGAGAUGAACAUAACGUGUUGGCAAGAGGCCCUCAAGAAUGCAGGAUUGGCCAAUGAGUACAGCGAUGUACUACACGGUUUUAGGUAUGGGUUUAACCAAGGGAUACCAGACCACAAGAUAGGAAAUUUAUCAUGGUUCACCCCAGAUAAUCACCUUUCAUCAUCCUUGGCUAGAGAGAAGAUAACAGAUUCCAUGAAAAAAGAAAUCGACGCUAAGCGGAUGUACAGACCUUUCACUCAUGAAGAAGCCUACGCACACUUCGGAUUCUUUCGUUCAAGCCCAUUAGGAGCAGUGGUGAAUGGUGACGGUUCGGUUAGACCAAUCAAUGAUCUAUCUUUUCUGAGGAAUGACUCCUACAUUCCCUCAGUAAACUCGUUUGUGGAUAAAGACGACUUCAAGACAACGUGGGAUGAUUUCAACACGGUAGCAUCCUUUUUCAAAAACUUGAAGAACCCAGUAGAGCUAGCCUUAUUUGACUGGGAGAAAGCGUAUCGACAGAUACCAACUCACCCAUCACAAUGGAGGUAUCUCAUGGUUAUGGGUUUAGACGACAACCUGUACCUGGAUACAAGAAUUACCUUUGGAGGGGUGGCAGGGUGUGGCUCGUUCGGGCGCCCAGCCGAUGCUUGGAAACGUAUCAUGGAAGAAGAGUUCGAUCUCAUUAAAGUAUUUAGAUGGGUCGAUGAUAACCUCUUCAUUAGGGAAUUGACAUCAACGGCUAGCAUGACGAACAUAAUCAACAGAUCUAUACAACUAGGGGUUUUAACAAACAAGAAGAAAUGUUCCUCGUUUUCAGACGAACAGAAAUUCAUCGGUUUCAUAUGGAGCGGUAAAGAUAAGACUGUGAGGUUACCAGAGACAAAACUAGCGGAUAGGAGGAGACAGAUACAAGAAUUCAAGGACACAUCGAAGAAGUUCUCAUUCAACGAAGUAGAAAUUUUGACCGGGAGACUCAACCAUGUCUCAUACAUCUUACCUCAAUUGAGAUGCUACUUAAGAGCGCUAUAUAGGUGGAUGUCAAAUUGGUUUGACUUGCAGGCAAAACGUAAAACUCCACUAGACGUUUUAGAAGAUUUAUCAAGAUGGGAGUCGACCUUGGAAUCAUUUCAAGCGACUCGAUUGAUCAUCCCUUCGGAACCUAGAGAAAUCGGUUGGGUAGGUGAUGCCUCAUCGAGUUUCGGAGUCGGAGUACUCGUUGGGAAAUACUGGUCUCAACUGAGCCUACAAGAGAAGUGGUUCAGUAGCGGUAACGUCCGAACGAUCGCAUGGUUGGAGACAGUUGCGGUAAGGGUAGCGGAAUCAGUGAUUGAAAAGAGGAAAUCAAAGGAUGCGGGAGUGAACGAAGAGUGGAAGUGGAUACAGGACACACUCAUUCAGGAGCAGUUUGACAUAACGGGACGCCGAGUUACGUCAAAGAAUAAUGUCGCGGAUGCCUUGUCAAGGGGUAUCGUGGGAAAUCUGAAGGCGGAGAACAGGGUCCAUUUCCCGUUACCAGAGGAUUGGGAAGGGUGGUUAUCUCAUUCAAAGUAA
Molecule: messenger RNA, 3474 nt
Organism: Puccinia graminis f. sp. tritici CRL 75-36-700-3
Lineage: Eukaryota; Fungi; Basidiomycota; Pucciniomycetes; Pucciniales; Pucciniaceae
Exons: 5
Coding region: 244-3474 (1076 amino acids)
Source: RefSeq, a predicted model, not a curated record